Messenger RNA from Colletotrichum spaethianum, 192 nucleotides. RefSeq lists its product as uncharacterized. The coding region runs from base 1 to 192 and encodes 63 amino acids. NCBI's taxonomy places the organism in Eukaryota, Fungi, Ascomycota, Sordariomycetes, Glomerellales, Glomerellaceae. The record is from RefSeq and is a predicted model, not a curated record. The transcript has a single exon.
AUGGCUACCCCUCUGGAUGAUGUCGCGUCCCAGAGACCUGGCACAAUCCGCAAUGAUAUCUCAGUUGAGGGCGCCGUUCUCCUCACCGACGCCUUCGACAAAUUCACCGGUUCCCUCCUAGAGACUGGCCGUUUUGGUGUCGAGGUCGGCCAGAUCAGCCCGGAUAGCAAGAGCCUGCCGCUUCCUGGAUGA